AUGGGCCCAGGGCUGGCAGCUUCCCAUGUGUCCUUUCCAGACAGUCUGCUCACUAAGAUGAGGGAUCUUCUUCAGUAUGUUGCCUGCUUCUUUGCAUUUUUCUCCGCUGGGUUCUUGGUUGUGGCCACCUGGACAGACUGUUGGAUGGUGAAUGCAGAUGACUCCUUGGAGGUGAGCACCAAAUGCCGAGGUCUCUGGUGGGAGUGUGUCACAAAUGCUUUUGAUGGAAUUCGCACCUGUGAUGAGUAUGAUUCUAUACUUGCUGAGCACUCCUUGAAGCUGGUGGUAACUCGGGCGCUGAUGAUUACUGCAGAUAUUCUAGCUGCGUUUGGAUUUAUUACCCUGCUCCUUGGACUUGACUGCGUGAAAUUCCUCCCUGAUGAGCCAUACAUCAAAGUCCGCAUCUGCUUUGUUGCUGGAACCACAUUACUAAUAGCAGGUGCCCCAGGAAUAAUUGGCUCUGUUUGGUAUGCCGUUGAUGUUUAUGUAGAACGUUCUUCUCUGGUUUUGCACAAUAUAUUUCUUGGCAACCAAUAUAAAUUUGGUUGGUCCUGUUGGCUUGGAAUGGCUGGUUCUUUGGGUUGUUUUUUGGCUGGUGCUAUCCUCACAUGCUGUUUAUAUCUCUUCAAAGAUGUUGGACCUGAGAGGAACUAUCUUUAUUCCACGAGGAAAGCCUAUUCAACCACAGCUGUUUCCAUGCCCUGGUCACAUGCGACCCCUCGAACACAGACUGCCAAAAUGUAUGCUCUCGACACUAGGGUGUGA
Molecule: messenger RNA, 765 nt
Organism: Dama dama (fallow deer)
Lineage: Eukaryota; Metazoa; Chordata; Mammalia; Artiodactyla; Cervidae
Gene: CLDN16
Product: claudin 16
Exons: 5
Coding region: 1-765 (254 amino acids)
Biological process (GO): bicellular tight junction assembly; cell adhesion
Cellular component (GO): bicellular tight junction; plasma membrane
Molecular function (GO): structural molecule activity
Source: RefSeq, a predicted model, not a curated record